CAUCAGUGGGCGGAGCCAGCCGAGGAAUGCCGCGAGCACAGCCGGCUACACUGCACUGCAAGGCGGAGGCGGCAGCUGGGAAACUCCGCGGCUUGGUUUGAGGCCUUCCUCGUGGAAAUGGGAGACACCGGCGCCGAGAAGAUGAAUUCAGAAAAUCUAAGAGAGGAUGGUAACAAGCACUUUAAAUCUGGGGACUAUGAAGCAGCAAUAUUGUGCUAUACAAAAGCAAUCAAAAUAUCUACCGACACGCAGGAUAAAGCAGUAGUACACCGGAACCGAGCUGCCUGCUACCUGAAAUUGGAAAACUACACAAAAGCAGAAGAGGAUGCAUCAAAAGCUAUAGAGGUGGAUGGCGGUGAUGUGAAAAGCUCUGUUCAGGCGUAGUCAGGCUUUGGAGAAACUGGGACGAAUAGACCAGGCGAUACUUGAUCUUCGCAGGUGUUUGACGUUGGAACCUAAAAAUAAAGUGUUUCAGGAGGCUGUAAGAAAUCUGGGAGUCCGGGCACAAGAAAAGGAUGAAUCAUCAUUAAGACCACCAAUUCAUCUCUAA
This is a messenger RNA of Staurois parvus, 550 nucleotides long. NCBI's taxonomy places the organism in Eukaryota, Metazoa, Chordata, Amphibia, Anura, Ranidae. The record is from the annotation of a GenBank genome assembly.